GUUUCAUUCUGAGGGUCAGGCCUCAGGUAGGAAGAAGGCUUUCCCAGGUUUGCAGCCGAAACUGUGACCCCAGGGGGCCGGACCCCAUGCCUUGAGGGUGGGCGCUGGGCAGCCCUGGGGAGACAGAUCUGGGUUGGGCAGCCCUGCUGGCAGACCACUGCUAGAGCUGGGGCCCAGGGCGGCCCUGCGUAUCCCUGCAGGCUCCUGGGCCAUAGGCCACGGGUGGAGCCAGGCAUGGCCCGGGGUGUAUGCAGUGCAGAGGUGGUGUGGGCAGGACACAGGUUUCAGAGUGAGGAAGCGGUGCAGCUAGGGUGGCCCUUCUGUCCCUGAGAGCCCAGUCUCGGGAUUUGAGGGUCCAUCUCCUGCUUUGGGGCCAGGCAAGGAGGGGGUCCUGGCCCUGCCGUGCCCCUAGGCAGAGCCCUCCACACUGUCCUGGGCAGGGAGGGGAGUGCCAGGGGCCUGGAGCCCCGGGGGAGCAGGGGUCGUUGUGGGCAGUCCUGGGACCCGAACCCAAACCCUCCACUACAGCAUCCAAAGACCCCUCGGAGAGGGCAGUGCCCUGCUGGGCUGGCAGCAUGGGGCAGGGCUUUGGGGCUGUUGCUGAGGGUCCUGUAUGGGGCGGGGUGGGGGUAGCGAGCCGCCUGCACCCUGGCUGCCACACCCUUCCUCGGUUCCUGCCCUCUGCUCACACCCCAUGGCCCAGGCACAGGGUGUCCUGGUGGCCUGGGCAGGCAUUGCCUGCCCCUGAAGUGCGUCCUCCAGGCCAGUGGUGGGUGGGAGGGAAGGGGCAGCUGCACCCAGGCCCGAUUCCCUUCUCUCCUCAUUCACAAACACUGACCUGGCACCAGUGAUGCCUGGCUGUGGCCACAGGGUCCUGCCCCGCCCCUUGGAGGGAUUACGGGCCUGCUGACGUACUGAUCCGGACUCUGAGCCGCCCCGAUCCCUUGGUCCCUGCCGGCUUCUAGGGACCUGCCCGGAGGCGCAGUAUCUCUGGGAGCUGAGGCCAGUGAGCCGUGGGCCCACCACCCUGGGUGGGAGGGAGGCUGGUGUGGCUGCAGUGGGGCCUGGCCAGGCAGGGGAGACUCGGAGCCACGAUGCCUGCGACCACCUCGGAGACCCAGCCCGUGGCCCUGAACCCCAGGGAGAAGGCUGUGUGCAAGGUGGUGUAUGGUGCACCCCGGCCGCGCCCACUGCUGCUGCCCGUGGGCCUUCAGCUCAGGCUGUAUGUGCUGAGGGUGCGAACCCUACGGCACAGCAGGAUGGAGGCUUCGUGCCUGGAGCUGGCUCUGGAGGGCGAGCGGCUGUGCAAGGCUGGGGACUUCAAGGCUGGAGUGGCCUUCUUCGAGGCAGCCGUGCAGGUGGGCACAGAGGACCUGAAAACACUGAGCGCCAUCUACAGCCAGCUGGGCAAUGCCUACUUCUACCUGAAGGAGUACGCCCAGGCUCUGGACUACCACAAGCAUGACCUCCUGCUGGCCAGGACCAUUGGCGACCGCAUGGGGGAGGCCAAGGCCAGUGGGAACUUGGGCAACACGCUCAAGGUCCUGGGCCGCUUCGACGAGGCUAUCGUCUGCUGCCAGCGGCACCUGGACAUCGCCCAGGAGCAGGGGGACAAGGUCGGGGAGGCGAGAGCGCUCUACAACGUUGGCAACGUGUACCACGCCAAGGGCAAGCAGCUGUGCUGGAGCGCUGCCCAGGACCCAGGGCACCUGCCGCCCGAUGUGCGGGAGACACUGCGCAAGGCCUCCGACUUCUACGAGAGGAACCUGUCCCUGGUGAAGGAGCUGGGCGAUCGAGCAGCCCAGGGCAGAGCUUGUGGCAACCUGGGCAAUACCCACUACCUGCUGGGCAACUUCACGGAGGCCACCGCCUUCCACAAGGAGCGCCUGGCCAUUGCCAAGGAGUUUGGUGACAAGGCGGCUGAGAGGAGGGCCUACAGCAACCUGGGGAACGCCCACAUCUUCCUGGGACGCUUUGAUGUCGCGGCAGAGUACUACAAGAAGACGCUGCAGCUGUCACGGCAGCUGAAGGACCAGGCAGUGGAGGCGCAGGCCUGCUACAGCCUGGGCAAUACCUACACGCUGCUGCAGGACCACGAGCGAGCCGCCGAGUACCACCUGCGCCAUCUGCUCAUCGCCCAGGAGCUGGCCGACAGAGUGGGCGAGGGCCGGGCGUGCUGGAGUCUGGGGAACGCCUACGUGUCCAUGGGGAGCCCUGCUCAGGCCCUGACCUUCGCCAAGAAGCACCUGGAGAUCUCUCAGGAGAUCGGGGACCGCAACGGGGAGCUCACAGCCCGCAUGAACGUGGCGCAGCUGCAGCUGGUCCUGGGCCGGCUAUCCAGCCCGGCAGCCACAGAGAAGCCUGACCUGGCUGGCUAUGAGGCCCAAGGGGCCAGGCCCAAGAGGACACAGAGGCUGAGCACAGAAACCUGGGACCUGCUGAGGCCCCCCCUGGAGCGGGAGCAGAAUGGAGACAGCCACCAUGCAGGGGACUGGCGGGGGCCGGGCCAGGAUGCAUUCCCCCUGCCAGUAAGGAGCAGGAAGUACCAGGAGGGCCCGGACACUGCUGAGCGGAGGCCCCGGGAGGGCAGCCACUCCCCGCUAGACAGCACGGACGUCCAGGUGCAGGUGCCUCGAGCGAGCCUCCCGCGGGCCCCGUCCUCGGAUGAGGAGUGCUUCUUCUUUGACCUGCUGAGCAAAUCACAGAGCAGCCGCAUGGAUGACCAGCGCUGCCCCCUGGAGGAUGGCCAGGCCGGUGCAGCCCCCACACUGGAGGAUGGCCAGGCCGGUGCUGCCCCCACACUGGAGGACCGCAUGGCCCAGUCCUCGCUGACGGCCUCCCCACAGACUGAGGAGUUCUUCGACCUCAUUGCUAGCUCUCAGAGCCGCCGGCUGGAUGACCAGCGGGCCAGCGUGGGCAGCCUGCCCGGGCUUCGCAUCACCCCCAACAACCUGGGCCACCUGCGUGGUGACGCAGACCCCCAGGAGCCAGGGGAUGAGUUCUUCAGCAUGCUGAUCAGAUGCCAGUCCUCCAGGAUCGAUGACCAGCGCUGCCCGCCACCUGCUGUGCUGCCCCGAGGCCCCACCAUGCCAGACGAGGACUUUUUCAGCCUUAUCCAGAGGGUGCAGGCCAAGCGCAUGGAUGAGCAGCGGGUGGACCUCGCCGCCAGCCCCGAGCAGGAGGCUGCCAGGCCACCAGAUCCAGAGCAGCAGGUCCCGCCGGGCACCAGCUAAGGCCUCAGCCCGGAGGCUGGUGAGCUCCCCAUCCACAGCUAGGCCCACCCUACCCCGUUCCUCAACUUGGGGGUUCACAUCACCACAGAUGCCCUCAGGCCCUGAGAAGCCAAACCUUCCUGAGGCCAAGGCCGGGGCAAUCACUGGGCCACCCCCUGGCCCUUCCUUCUGAGCCGGACACGGGCCCUGACCCCAUGAGUUCCCUUCCCAGACAGCAGGCUUGGGAGAGGGGCUGCCAGGGUGAGGAAGGGCAUAGUCCCCAGGGCCUCCCGCCUGGUAUUUGGCCUCCUGGACCCUUCCCUGUGCAGGCUGGGCUGCCCUUGGCAAGUCGGCCCCAGGCCCUGGUGCUGUCCAACCCCCCAUAUCCCCUCCCUGCCCCUCUGGGCUCUGUUGGAAUUACCUGGGAAAUAUGAAGACUUCACCGUUGCCCCCAAGUCCCUAGGUAUAUUGGAAGCGUCUCCUGGGGUCUCACCAGCUGGAUAUUUCUAUCCUAGAUGGAGCUCGGCUUCUGGAGCCAUCUGGGAGUGGCCAGGGACAGUUCACUGGGACCUUGGCCUCUCCCUUUAUUCCUACUGGGCCAGAGGGGGUACAGGGAAGAGGAAGGUGGUUCAGAGACCCACCCUGACCGGGCAGAGGGGCCCGACCCUGGUCAGGUAGCCCUCCACUCCCCAUGGGCCCCAGGCUCAGCCUGCUUCCCUAAAGCGGGGGCAGGGUGUGUCCAACAGCAGCUUGGAGCGCCCUCAAAGCCCCUGAUCCUGAGCCUGACCCUGGUGGGCAGCAAAGGCUGCACCCAGAUUGUGCCAAGGAGGCCUCUGUGGACGUGGCCUAAGUGGUGGGUCCAACACUGGGAGGGCCUGGCCCAGAGGAACUCCCACCCCUGCUCCCACCCCCACGCCUGGGUUAGGGGGCAUGGGGCAGGGUCUCCAGAUACUGAGACAGGCUCUUGGUUGCCCUGGCAGUCUGCCCCUCCCAGCCCCUGCCCAGCUCACAGUCUGGGGGCCCAUGCCUGGGGUGGUGCCAGCCUGGACAGAGGUCCUGCUCAGGGCAGGGAGGUGGCCAGUCCGUGGUAAAAGGGGCUGAGGUACUGCCCUGGGCUCAGGGCAGUGGCCUGAUGGGGGACAGCAUGCCAAGGUCAGGGCAGUGUGGGGCCAGGCGCUGCACACUUGAACGUACACAUGUAUUUAUUGCCCACUUGUCCGCCAUGUUAGCGGGUCGUUCUAACCCAGCAGGUACAUUGUGUUUCCGUUUUUCUCAAAAAAAUAAAGUCUGUCCAGUAAA
Loxodonta africana (African savanna elephant) is the source of this 4511-nucleotide messenger RNA. It is a transcript of the gene GPSM1, whose product is annotated as G protein signaling modulator 1. Bases 1095 to 3233 code for a protein of 712 amino acids. Lineage: Eukaryota; Metazoa; Chordata; Mammalia; Proboscidea; Elephantidae. The record is from RefSeq and is a predicted model, not a curated record. Gene Ontology annotation, molecular function: GDP-dissociation inhibitor activity; G-protein alpha-subunit binding. The transcript has 14 exons. Gene Ontology annotation, cellular component: cell cortex. Gene Ontology annotation, biological process: establishment of mitotic spindle orientation.